Messenger RNA from Drosophila biarmipes, 2454 nucleotides. RefSeq lists its product as uncharacterized. Bases 65 to 2278 code for a protein of 737 amino acids. NCBI's taxonomy places the organism in Eukaryota, Metazoa, Arthropoda, Insecta, Diptera, Drosophilidae. The transcript is spliced from 10 exons. The record is from RefSeq and is a predicted model, not a curated record.
UUUGUAAACAUUUUGUAAGCCAGAGGAUUUUGACUUAGAAUAAGGAAUUUGAAUAAAUGCAGAAAUGAGCGAGGAAACCGAUAUCCUCGGCGUGACCCUUACCUACAGCGAACUACAGGCCAUAGAUCAGGAAGACAUCAUUCUUCUGAUCGACGUGGACUCGGCUGUAAAUAUCUGCAAGGAAUCUCUGGCAAACGAAUCCGCGAAUCCUGUGGAUGUCUUGACAUUAUGGUUCAGUAAACUCUUAAGGGCGUAUAUUGAUGAAUCAGUGUGCUGCAUCCAAGCGGUGAAGGAGAUGUGCAAGUGGUUCCAAAUGGAAUCAGAGGCUGGUACCGAAAUCAAUACCGCUCAUAUGAAACUCUUUGAAGAGGCUCUUUCCUUUAUCAUCGCAUCCAAGGAUCCUUUGUUGACAGCGGGAGAACGCCUGGUUCAUAUAUUUACCUAUCUUAUGCUCUCGAUGAUAGCCUUUUUCUUAGAAGGGAGCGACAGUGGUGACCAUCAGCUUCUUGCAGAUCUUCAGUAUGCUGUGCUAUCUGUGCUAAAACAGAAUACCUCAGGCUCGAGCAAAGUCCACCCCCGUCUUACUCCCUUGAUGCAAAAGAUAAUGGAAAUAGCCGAUUGUGAAAGGAAACGAUAUAAGGAUCUGGACUUACCUGCAAGGACAAGCGAGACGAUUACUUACAUGUGCUUGCACUACAUGUCACACGUUGAUCUCAAGGAUGAGCAAAUUCCCGAAUGGCUAAAGGAAACGGUUUCGCACCUAUGUGAAAUGAUCCUUAGUUACUUGGAGGAUCUUUAUAUAGACGGCUCACUGACUAUCCCCGAAAAGAAAUUGGAAGACUUUAUGGACGUAAUGCAGACCUACUGUUCAAUGUUGCUGCAGAUUUUCAAAAAUGGCAUAACCCAAAUUGACGAGGAUAUGGCUGCUUGUCUCAUGGAUUUAGUAAUGUCUGAGCAAACGAUGCCCUCAUAUUAUUCUGACAAGGAUAUGCAAAGGCUUAUCUCUACGUAUGUAAGACCGCAUGUAAUGGAACUUUAUGACUUUGUUUACUCAUUCCAAAAAUGUCAAGAGUAUUUAAUAUCCGGUAUUCUGUGUACACCAGAAUUUGAUUACUUCAAUGUUAGUAUGGACUUUAUAAAUGCUGUAUCUACAGACGACGCAGAUGUACUUCCAAAUACUUGUCGAACAUUAGUCCAAAUCUUCGAAUAUUUGUUUAAAGAUGCCACCAACUUUAUCAAUGCGGAACGCUAUGAACUUGCAAUUGAUGCCUUUGGUAGUCUUUUGUAUUUGGUGCCAAACAGAGAGCUGCUUAAUUAUUUUUUUGCUGGCCUAUUCAAAAAAGAUAUUUUAACGUCGCAAGUGUGCGCGGAUAUACUCAUGCUGUAUUUUCGCCUUAAGGAGGUUAAUCAGUGUUGGACAGACAAGGACGUACAACAAUCUAUAGCUUUCUGGAGUAAGUGCAAUAAUUCGUACGCCAUGUUCUCACAAAAUCCCAGCCAAUGGCAUGUGCAGAGAUUUCUGAGGUAUUUUCACCACUUGGCAAAGCGAGGGCUUCCUGCCUUGAGCAUCCGAAACUUUCGAAACCUAUCUGCUGUAGCAAAACCAGAUGCCCAAGUGGGAAUAAAGCUAUUGAAUCGCUUGGAACACAUCUCGUUAUCAGCGCCCUCGCAAGUCGAAAUCUACUAUGAAAUGGCUGCUCUUCUAGAACUGUUAGUGCAUCAGACACAAACAGACUGCUCCCAGUGGUUUCAAAGGACAUCCGAAAUGGCCAAGGAACUUAUGAGCACUGACAAUAGUUCCACCUUUACUAGUGCCUAUUUCAGGCUGCUGGUUCGUGGGAACAAAUCAACGCAACUACUGAUAUUACGGGGACUAAACACUGCUAAUAAUUGCACCAACUGGCAGCGACAAAAGUUCCUCGACUCUUGCAAAUCCAGCGAUGAUGCCCAACUAAGAGUGUUCAGUGCCCGCCAUGUCAUGGGUGUUGAUGUUCAACCAUUGUUUGAGGUCUUGCGACUGAAACCGGGUACUCUGGAUGCAUCGCUAGAUAGCUCAUUUGACGUCAGUAAAUCAAGCUACACGCGUCACUUGGAACAUCAUUGCCCAAGCUCUGGCCGUAAACGUAAGCGGAGUGAAAUAACGGCCAAGGAAAUCCUGCGUGAAAUCUACGAGAGCUCACUCCAACUGGGCCAGUCUAGUGGGGCCUUCGAUGAAGCCGACUGGGAUCUGUACAAAAAAGUGAUGACCAAUUUGAGUAGGAUCGAUCCAAGACCAUAAACUUUGCUCACAAUUUCAAUUUCCUUCAGGGUAAUUCUGGUUUACACAGUGUGAUGCAAGUAUUUUUUAUCGCUUUAGGAUAUAAAAUCGUCUUGAAUUAGAAUACCUUAUGAAAAGUAUUAGGGUUUAGGCCAUAGAAAUAAAUUGUAAAUAAAAUAUAAAUACUCACCCGCAAA